Messenger RNA from Pogoniulus pusillus (Red-fronted tinkerbird), 1092 nucleotides. Its product is annotated as rab-like protein 2A. The record is from RefSeq and is a predicted model, not a curated record. Lineage: Eukaryota; Metazoa; Chordata; Aves; Piciformes; Lybiidae. Gene Ontology annotation, biological process: regulation of exocytosis. Bases 69 to 740 code for a protein of 223 amino acids. The transcript is spliced from 8 exons. Gene Ontology annotation, molecular function: GTPase activity; GTP binding.
CCGCCCCGCCGGGGCCGGGGCCGGGGCGGGCCCCGCCGGGUCGCGUAGCAGCGGCGGGACGCGGGGCCAUGGCGGAUGCGGCGGCCGAGGAGCGGAGCCGGGACGAGGCCGCGGGCGGCGCCGAGGACACCGUGAAGAUCAUCUGCCUGGGCGACAGCGCCGUGGGCAAGUCCAAGCUGCUGGAAAGGUUCCUGCUCGACGGCUUCCGCCCCCAGCAGCUCUCCACCUUCGCCCUGACGCUCUACAAGCACCGCGCUCAGCUGGACGGGCGAACGGUCGUCGUGGACUUCUGGGACACAGCAGGACAGGAGAGGUUCCAGAGCAUGCACCCAUCCUACUAUCACAAGGCUCAUGCUUGUAUCAUGGUGUUUGAUGUGCAGAGGAAAGUCACCUACAGGAACCUGAGCAGCUGGUAUAAGGAGCUGAGAGAAUUCCGACCAGAGAUCCCCUGCAUUGUGGUGGCCAACAAAAUUGAUGCUGACACGAAGGUGACCCAGAAGAGCUUCAACUUUGCCCGAAAGCUCAGCUUGCCCUUUUACUUUGUGUCUGCUGCAGAUGGCACCAAUGUAGUGAAGCUCUUCAAUGAUGCCAUCAAACUGGCAGUGGCUUAUAAGCAGAAUUCGGCAGAUUUCAUGGACGAGGUCAUGAGAGAGUUGGAGAGCUUUGACCUGGAGGAGAAGAGUGAGAACUUGUUGGAUGAAGAGGAAAGCUGCCCUGAGGAGAAGCCUCCAUCUGCCUAAGGGAUGGACUCUGUUCUUCCUCUUGCUCUAGAUCUCUGGGGCUGGUUAGAGCUGGCCCUCACUGAGGAGGACAGGGGCUUUCUUCAGGCCCAGGAAGCCCAGGUGAUGGGCCCCUGGGUCUCCCUCCUUGUGGGAGAGACUGUCUGGGCAUGACUUGCCCCAGCCACUGCACAUCAGUCAAGGAAGGGGCAGGAGCAUCCACAAGGUUGCUGGUUCCUGAAUGCUGCCUGUGGCAGAGCUUGCCAGGAUUGCUGAGCCACUCCUGGAGGUGCAGGGAAGGGUCCUGCCCAUAUGCUGACUGGAGAAAACAAAUCCUAAAGGAAGCUUUUUAAAAAUAAAGCUUUGACCUUCA